Molecule: messenger RNA, 1686 nt
Organism: Parnassius apollo (apollo)
Lineage: Eukaryota; Metazoa; Arthropoda; Insecta; Lepidoptera; Papilionidae
Source: the annotation of a GenBank genome assembly
AUGAAAGGGUUGAUCGACAGGGGCUCCGACGAGCUUCUUUCGCAGAGUGGCGUCACCGUCAUGGCGCCCGCCGCUCCACAUCAUGCUGAUAACAACAACCAAGACUCCGCCGCCAAAAAGGUGAAACUGGAACAGAAUGUGGGGAAGCCUUCACGCGUCAUCCACAUACGGAACAUACCAAACGAGACGACUGAAGCGGAGAUCAUUCAGCUCGGCCUACCAUUCGGUCGAGUCACCAACGUACUUGUGCUGAAGGGAAAAAAUCAGGCAUUCCUAGAGAUGGCGGAAGAAAUAUCAGCGGUGGCGAUGGUUGCGUACUUCGGCGGCUGCGUGGCGCAACUUCGCGGGCGCGCCGUCUACGUGCAGUUUUCAAACCAUAAAGAGCUCAAAACUGAUCAGACUCAUAGCAACGCUUCGGCAUCUGCUCAGGCGGCACUGCAGGCGGCGCAGGUGAUAUCCAACAGCGCGGGGGCGGCUCUGGUGGCCGGCGCUGCUGCGGCCCUGCAACCUGCGAAUGGUGGCACCGAAAUACAGGGUGGCCCGAACACGGUGCUCCGUGUAAUUAUAGAGCACAUGCUGUACCCGAUUGUACUCGACGUACUCUAUUCUAUUUUCCAACGGUACGGAAAAGUACUGAAAAUCGUCACAUUCACUAAAAACAAUUCAUUUCAAGCUCUCAUCCAAUACCCUGACACUGUGUCGGCGCAAACGGCAAAGACGGCUUUGGACGGACAGAACAUUUACAACGGAUGCUGCACAUUGCGCAUCGACUACUCCAAGAUGACCUGUCUGAACGUGAAGUACAACAACGACAAGUCCAGGGAUUACACGAACCCCACGCUGCCAUCUGGCGACGGUGACGCGCAUCAGCUGUUGACCAGUGAGUUGACGCCACAGCGGGCUCGACUCGCGCUGGCCCUCGCAUCCAGAAUGAGUGGUGGGGUAUUGGCUCCGCCAUUUUUAGGAUUGGGAUCCGGACUGGCAUCACCAUAUGGUGUGGGUGUUGGAGGGGUGGGACUGCCAGCUUUCGGUGCUCUCACAUUGACUCCUGCCUCUCCAGCACUUCGAGCCCUCGCAGCUCCGCCGCUGCCUUUAGCUACAGUGCUUCUCGUCUCUAAUCUCAACGAAGAGAUGGUCACGCCUGACGCUCUCUUUACCCUUUUUGGUGUUUAUGGCGAUGUACAACGAGUGAAGAUCCUCUACAACAAAAAAGAUUCAGCUCUAAUUCAAAUGGCGGAGCCGCAUCAAGCUCAUCUGGCUAUGACCCAUAUGGAUAAGCUGCGCGUGUUCGGGAAGGCGAUGCGCGUGAUGCUGAGCAAGCACCAGACCGUGCAGCUGCCCAAGGAAGGCCAGCCCGACGCUGGACUCACCAGGGACUAUUCCCAGAGCCCGCUGCAUAGAUUCAAGAAGCCGGGCAGCAAGAACUACCAGAACAUUUACCCGCCGAGCGCGACCUUACAUCUCUCCAACAUUCCAGCGACCGUCUCGGAGGACGAUAUCAAGGAGGCGUUCACUAAACGAGGUUUUACGAUCAAGGCGUUCAAGUUCUUCCCGAAGGACCGCAAAAUGGCGCUCGUUCAAUUGCCGUCGAUCGACGACGCGGUGGCUGCGCUCAUUAAAAUGCACAACUACCAGUUAUCUGAAUCCAACCACCUCAGAGUGUCCUUCUCUAAAUCAAGCAUCUAA